GAUAUUAAAGGAUAUGUAACACAGAAACAAAUUUUUUUGAAAACUAUCAACAAAAAUUAUCAUGUAACUGCCAGUAGGUGGAGUAUGAAUAAUUCUGGAACAAGUGGAGGAAGUUAUCAGACUGAAAUACUAUGUCCUAUCUGUCAAAGCUCUGGUUCUAAUUUAGAAUAUUUUUUAACUGCUAACCGUUUUUUGAGAUGUCAAAAAUGCUUUCACGUUUUUAAAGUUAUUUCUGCUGAAGAAAAUCAACUUAGAGAUUCAGUAGUAAUUGGAGAAGACAAAAAGACUAAACCCCCACCAUUACCAAAAGAGAUAUACGAGAAUUUGAAUAAGCAUGUCGUAGGACAAAACUAUGCCAAAAAAGUUUUAUCAGUAGCAGUUUAUAAUCAUUGUAAACGAAUUAUUUAUAAUAUGACUACACCAAUAAAAAAAGACCCAAUUGAUCAGCAGUUGCGAAAUAAAUUACAAAAUUCUAGAGAACACAUAAGUGUAAAUCAUACUCUAGAAAUGCCACGAUGGGAUACUUCAAAUAACAAUAAUGAGGAUGACAAAUUUACUAUACUUCUCAAAAAUACCUCUUUAGAAAAAAGUAAUAUAAUACUGCUUGGACCAACAGGAUGUGGUAAAACACUUUUAGCACAAACUAUUGCAAAACAUUUGGAUGUACCAUUUGCAAUUUGUGAUUGCACCAAUCUUACCCAAGCUGGUUAUGUUGGAGAAGACAUAGAAAGUGUAAUUGCAAAAUUACUUCAAGCAGCAAACUAUGAUGUUGAAAAAGCACAAACAGGUAUUGUUUUCUUGGAUGAAAUCGAUAAAAUUGGAGCAAGGCAAGGACACAAUCAGUUGAGAGAUGUAGGAGGAGAAGGUGUUCAACAAGGAAUGUUAAAAAUGCUUGAAGGCACAGUUGUUAAUGUACAAGAAAAGAGUAGAAGAUUUCGUAAUGAAAUUAUGCAAGUAAAUACAACUAAUAUAUUAUUUGUGGCUUCUGGUGCAUUUACUGGUCUUGAUAAACUUAUAGGACACAGAAUUAAUAAAAAUAGUUUUGGUUUUGGAUCUGAUCUUGAUAAAUCAAUAGAAAACAAAAAAAAAUCUUCUGAUAACAAUUUUAAAAAUACACCUGUAAUAGAUCAUAAUGAUGUGGAAAAAGAAAAUUCUGAAAGAGAUAAUUUAUUAAGAAAUGUGGCUCCUAGAGAUCUUAUUCAAUUUGGUAUGAUUCCUGAAUUUGUUGGAAGAUUUCCAAUACUUGUACCAUUUCAUUCUUUAAACAGAAAUUUACUGGUACAAAUUUUAACUGAACCAAAAAAUAGCGCUAUCAAUCAAUAUAAACUGCUGUUUGGACUGGAUAAAGUUGAACUAACUUUUACUGAUGAUGCUCUAAAUGCAAUUGCAAUGCAAGCUCUUGAAAAAAAGAUAGGAGCGCGAGGUUUACGAGCAAUAGUGGAAUCCAUUCUUUUAGAACCAAUGUUUGAAAUACCAGGAAAUAAUAUUAUUAGUGUACAUGUUACAAAAGAUGACGUAGAAGGGAAAAGCAAACCUUAUUGCAAACAAGGUCUUCCUCAGCUUAAAGCUAAAAUUAAUAACUAAAAAUUAGAUUUGUAAUAUCUUAUAAAAAAGAAUCUUAAAUAAAAUUAUAAAAUAAAUUAAUAUAUUUUAUUGAUUGUUUAUAAUUUUCAUUAGGUUUUACAUACAAUAUGGUUGUAUUCAAUUUUUACAACUAGACUUUAAUCAUUUGAUUUUUUGUAUUCUAUCAAUUUUAAAUAAUUUUUAGCAACCUUACUAAAUAUAAUUUAUACUUAGUAUAUUUAUAUAAUAAAUAUAUUUUUCAUAAUUGACUUUAUAUUUUA
Daktulosphaira vitifoliae (grape phylloxera) is the source of this 1844-nucleotide messenger RNA. Its product is annotated as ATP-dependent Clp protease ATP-binding subunit clpX-like, mitochondrial. The record is from RefSeq and is a predicted model, not a curated record. Gene Ontology annotation, molecular function: ATP binding; ATP hydrolysis activity. Gene Ontology annotation, cellular component: mitochondrial matrix. Gene Ontology annotation, biological process: protein catabolic process; proteolysis. The coding region runs from base 85 to 1584 and encodes 499 amino acids. The transcript is spliced from 10 exons. NCBI's taxonomy places the organism in Eukaryota, Metazoa, Arthropoda, Insecta, Hemiptera, Phylloxeridae.